UCUCUAGUCCGAACUCUUAUUGAUAAUACAAUAACAAUAAUAAAUGUCAUUUUGCUAAAAAUCAAAUGUUGAGGAGCACAAAAUGUCGGUUGGUGGCAGAAACAUGCACACGGGAAAGUCAUCAAAUCUCCGCCUUUUGGACGACGACGAGCGGGAUAAGUUGAUCACCACAGCACGAUUGUCAAAUGCUGUUCCAGGAACGGGUAAGCAGCCUGCCCAGGAGCGCCUCAAGCGGCUGCAGACCCAAUUGAAGCGGGUGCAUGACAAGAAACCCAUCAGCAACAAUGAGAGGGAGCGGGAGACCAUCAAACGGAGCACUCGCAGCUCCUCCACCUCUCAGAUUAGCACUCCCAAAUCGGCACCCGUUCGUCGCUCAAGUAUAUACGCAUCCACGCCCCAUAGAUCCCUGACGGAGCGCCUGAAGGUACAGACCAAAGUGGCCAAGAGUGCGUCACCCAGGAACGCCUGGGAAAAGCCAAAAGCUCUGGUCGAUGCCAGCAAUCGCCUAAAGGCGGGACCUUCACAAAGUGCCAACCAGCGACUCACGCAGUUAAGGACUUCGCUGCAGCAGAAGCAGGGGAAUGAGGAGCGCAACAACAAUGAUGUGGCCAAGAUCAACAAAGAGGUCAUCGGAAAAGAAGCUAAGAACUGCAACAUCACAAAUUCAAGUGCAUUUAAAGGCUCGUCAUCCAGCGAAAUAGAGCCCGAGCCCAUGGAAUGGGAGGAGUCUAUUGAAGAUGAGCCCCCGAAAAAGAAUCAGGAUGAGGCUGAGAAAGAGGACGACAUUCUGUUGAUGCGGCAGGCAGCCGAUGGCGAGGAGUUGCCCACUCGGCUUGUGGAUCACAUGUAUUUCGUGCUGGACACCAACGUUCUGAUGCACAACAUCAAGUUCGUGGAGAGCCUGACAGAGGUGGUGCUGCCGGGUACGGUGGGAAGCAUGUUGUACAUUCCCUACAUAGUAAUCAAGGAGCUGGACAAGCUGAAGGGUCAGUACCAAUCGGACGAUCCAAAGCGACUGAUUGCCGUGCGAGCAAUACGCUAUUUGAACACCAAGUUCGAUGGGAGUUUGGAAAUACAAGGUCAAUCCGCCGUGGAGGAGGCGGAGCACCUAAUUAAAGUCGACUGCCCGGACGACAGCAUUAUAAAUUGCUGCCUGCAGCUGCAGGAGCAGGUUCCCAGCAUGAUGCUACUCACCAACGACGAGAACCUCCGCCUCAAGGCCAACGCCUCGGACAUCCAGGUGUCCUGUCGCUCCGAUCUAAUUUCCACCUAUGCGGAUGAGUUUGCUGCCCUCGGCGAUUAGCUAAAAGCGACCACACUACAUAUAUAGUAUACGAAAGACUGUGACUGCGUUUGUGAUAUGGGAUCCGGAGGCAGUCGAAAGGGAUCCACAAGUCAAGCCACUGCACCGCAGCAUACAUGAAGUACAAUCAAUCUUUUACACCUACAUACAUCACCUACAUUUAGUGGAUGGCCACUGGAGUGUUCACUGAAUACUAAGAAGUUUCGCAUAUUAGAUAUUACAUAUUAAUGUAUAUUGCUACCUGCAAUAAAGUUUGUUUUUGGAUAUA
Molecule: messenger RNA, 1571 nt
Organism: Drosophila yakuba
Lineage: Eukaryota; Metazoa; Arthropoda; Insecta; Diptera; Drosophilidae
Gene: Swt1
Product: transcriptional protein SWT1
Exons: 4
Coding region: 83-1303 (406 amino acids)
Cellular component (GO): nucleus
Source: RefSeq, a predicted model, not a curated record